UCCCGUGAAUUGGUGCGCGCUGCAGCCCGCGUUUGUCCUUGACGGACGUCCUUUCGUCGAGCCGUUGCGUCGAGAGACACACACUGUGCGUGCUUUUUUUUGCCAUUUCGGUCUGGCAACGGGCUCUGUCGCUCGGUUGUCUCGAUUGUCGCUGGCUGGGAACGCGACCGCCGCCUAAGCAGCCGCACAGAAAGAGAUAGAUAGAGAGAGCAAGCACAACGGUCGGUUGUUAGUCGGACGAACAUCAUCGGAUCGGCGGCCAGCAGUGUGUCGGUGUAACGGAGAAGAAGGAACAGCCGAGAGAAGAAUUAAUCGAACCGCGACGACUGGGGACGACGCAUCGUCGGGAAGCGCGGCGGGACCCCCGAAGCGGAUAACGCGACGGCGAGAACCGAUCUGACUGGGAAGCCGGCGGCGCGACCUCAACGGCCGAACCCGUGUGUGUCUAUCACCGUCUUUGUUUCGCCCGAUUCUAUAUCUUUCCCCGGACGGUCUCCUUCCAACCAGAGUCGCCGCUAUUCCUCGUGGUACAGCAAUAAUAUCGUUUCCCGCGCGGACUGCGGAUUGGCUGAUGUACCAACGAACGAAGAGCACCGGUGCAGCGAAGCAACGUGCCCCGUUUUACUCGCGCUAGCGCCGAGGACGUGUACAAAGGAGAGACGAAAGGAAGAUAGAGAGAGAAAGAGAGAGAGAGAGAGACAGAAAGAAAGAGAAGCCACGAGAGCGCGGAGUGCGCCAGAGUGGCAAAACUGUGGCAGACAGACAGAGAGAGGGAGAGAGAGAGAAAGAGACAGAGAGAACGAGAGUAGCAAAGGAGGGGAGUGGGCGGCAGACGAGGAGGGGAACCGCCCGACCGAGUUGUUUCAUUCAUAAAAAAGUUCUUUAUUACUCUCUGUGAGCGCAUGUGCUAUUCCACGGAGGAGGACCUCCCCCGACCGGCGUAACCACGUUUACACACGGUAUUAUUUACUACUGCGCGAGAUACGAAUCGCUGCCACACGCCGUGGCAACGGUACGGCGUACGGAUCUCUCUGGUGGCUCGCGCGUCGCGCGCGUUUACGUGUUCCGAUUUUGUUCGCCGAUCGGUCGGCUUUUCGGUAUUCGUCGCCCAGUGUGACAUCGUGGGCCCUGACGUGUGUUUAUCCGCGCGUGUGUUUACUAAACUACUGGUGUAUCAAAUAUAUAUAUAUAUAUAUACAUACACAUAUAUAUAUAUAUAAUACGUGUGUGACCACCGCUGUCGUCGACGACUACGCGCGCCUAAUUAGGAACAGUUUCUUAUCGGACGUUCAUCGAAUCGGUCUCUCGCCGAUUCGCCGAAGAGGAGGACAGACGAGAAAAAGAAGAGAAGAAGGACUCUGUUCGGUGUGCCAUCGAGUGGGGUGUCCCGCGAAGAAGACCAGCUCUCUGCCUGCCACCGUUCGCUCCCGUCUCUCUCUUGCUCCCGUUUUCUUUCGCCGGAGCAAGGAACACCGCCACCGCGUACGCGCGCCUCUGUCCCAUCGGAACAGACACUCGUCUCGAUUGCGGACGAGCAAUUGGAAUUCCUCGCGUGUCCACACGCAGGCCCGAUAUAGUCGGAUGGUGCGAUCUGGAACGUGAACGUCGAUCGAUCGCCUUCUCGCGCGCGUCACAAGACCCGCUCGAGGCUCGACCGAAGGUUCGCGCGCGCUAACACACAGGGACUACCAACCGCCAGGAGGAGUUCACCGGUGGAGAGAGACAGAGACAGAGAUAUACAUAGAGAGUGUGCACAUGUGCGUGUAUUCAGUGUCUGUCGGCUGUGCGUGAACAAAGAGGAACAACAGGGGGGACGAACCGUUGAAAAAAACGAAGACGGUCCUCUCUUCUCUUCUCGCUCGAAGCGAUCGGCAAGUGCGGCGAGAAAGUGAGAACGAGAUUGCAACGGCGUUGCCGAAUCGGGUGACGGGCCCCCGCGCGGCACCAGAGAAGAAGAGGGUGGUUCGGUUGUACAGAAAGUUGCCAUUGAAAUCGUUCAACCUGGAUCUAAGAACGACGAACCUGGACGUUUACGUCGACGACCCUGAUCGGUUGUUGGACGUCCGCGACAAAUCGCGGGCCCGCGACCGCAGCAAAGCGGCCAAGAUAGAUCAGAAGACGCUGAUCAUAGACGAGACGAUCGCGACGACGGAGGACAACGGUUACGAGGAUCGUUUGCGUGAAGGCGCGAAGGACCGUCUCGCCGGGAUGAGGGGCGAGUCGGCGAGGCCGGGGAAGCGGCCCUUAAGGGCGCUCUCCGCGUCGGAGAAGAUGGACGCUAUACAGAGGGUGCACGAGGGCGAGAGCAAGGCCUCGGUGGCCCGUGACAUCGGCGUGCCCGAGUCGACGCUACGCGGCUGGUGCAAGUCCGAGCACAAGAUCCGCGGCAUGGCGAGAAACUCGUCGACGCCGGACAGCGAGGCGCAUUCGCCGGCGUCGUCGUCGGGCGCCAACAUGACCGGCACGGGCAAUUUGGCCGGCGGCUCGGCGAAUCUGUCCAGCGAGGACGAGGGCGGUCCUUGCUCGAAGAAGUCGAAGAUGGAUCAGCAAACGUCGGUGGUGGUGACCAGCGCCGGCACAUCGUUCGUGGGCGACGUGUGCACCGACGUGGACGGCAAGCAGGUCGACAACCAGGCGCAGAUCGAUUACGUUAGUUUGAUGACCAGCAUGGCGGGCAUGAGACCCGAGAACAGUUCGUUGCUGUUGCAGCAGUUGGGCCUGCUGACCGGCGCCACCGGAAACCUGGCCAAGAAUCUGUUGAGCAUGGCGCCGGCGUUGACGCACGGCAGCGCCGUCGGGCUCGUCGAGAACGGGCUGCAGUACACGAAGAGCAGCACCGGCAAUCCCGGUUGCCUGGUGAACGCAACGUUGAACGGCAGCAGCGGGAAACGACACAGCAUCUCGGUGAUCGCGCCCGCGCAAAUGGACUCGGUGGUCGCGAAAUCCUGCACGAGGAAGAGCCUGCCGGCCGCCGCGGAAGCGCCGUCGACGCCGGUCCCGGCGUCGCCGCGGAAGACCAACGAGAACACCGGGAUCCAACGGUCCGGCAAGUCGAAGAAGGAUGGAAACGUGAGCGGGACCAACAAGAAGGUGGACGAGGCGCUCUGGCUAUGGCUGACGCAGCAGCAACAGCUGCUCGGCCAACAGUCGGCCACCUUCAAUCCGAGCAUCAAUCAGCAGGACGGCUCGUGGUUCUGGCAAUGGUACAAGCAGUGCAGCUUCCCGCUGAUGACGACGACGCCGACGCCGGCCCAGCUAUCGCACGCGCCGGUCGCCAAGAGGUCGCCCAGCAAGGCGAGAGCGAUGCUCGACAACGUUCUCUGCAACAACAACAACGAGAAUGUGAAACGGGCCCUGAACAUGAUCGAGGUCGUCCAGGACGACGAGGACAUGGACGCGGCGGCCGCGGACGUGCCCUGCACAUCGGAGGAGGCGAUCGAGCACGGCGAGAAGUUCUUCAAAUGGUUGGACAAAUGCUCGGACCCGGCGGUCACCCGGCUCCAGAUCAUACAGUUCAAAUACCUAUUGGACAAUCUGAAGGCGUGUAGGAAGAAGUCGUCGUCCAGCUCGAAACAGAGCAGAAAGUAGGCGAGAGAUAGAGACAGAAGAGCUGCUGUGAUGCUAAAUAUAUAUCUUAGGAAAGAGUGCGGUUCGAGCGCGUGCCGCGUCGAACGCCGAGGACAGUGGAUUGAAAACGAGAGAUAGGUAGAGCGAGAGAGAGAGAGAGAGUAUGUAUGUAUGCAUGGGAAUUUAACGUGCGCGUGUACAUGAGGGAGAGAUAGAAUGAUGACGGACGGUAGUAGUAAAUCAGAGGCUCGUCUUCUCGUGCUAACGCGACACGGAGUCAUACGAUCUCCUUAAUUUUUCUUUUAUUUUUCGUUUCUUUUAUUUUUCGUUUCUUUUAUUUGUCGAUUCACGACCGUAAUCAUUUCGCCCGUCGCGAAACGCGUUUUUCCUAGAACGUUCGCGAUUUUCUUCUUUUUUUUCCUUAGUGUUUUUAAUUUUAAGCCUCGCGCACCUCGUUUGUAUAUAUAUAUAUAUAUAUAUAUGAGAGUUUUGUCGCACAGGAAGAGAAAUUAGACAGGCGGGGAGGAAGGGACGGGGAUAGAGAGGGGGGAGGAUGAAAGAGAUAGAGAGAAGAAAAAAGCGAGAGAGAGACAGACAAAGAAUAUGAACGAACAAACGAUCGUAUCAUGACCCAUCCACUCACUAUAACACCGGCUCCUCGAGUUUUAGUAAUCUUUUGAGAAACGUGGUUCCUUUUUUUUUUUUUUUUAUUGUUCGAUAUUUGUCUCCGAUCACAAUUCGGUUGGUUCAAUUCUUAUUUCGAAACGGUUUUACCCCGAAGAGAGUCGGAUCGAAUCAAAAAAAGAAAAAAGAAUAAAAAGGAUAGAGAGAGAAGGGUUGGCAAGCGCGAUCUGUUGCUUGUCAAUAAAGCUUGUGCGUGAAGAGGAUAUACCAAAUUCGUGAGUGGACUGUUGUAAUUAUAAUGCGAGCGAGAGAGAGAGUUGAGAUAUCUUUAGGAGAGUUAAUUAAUUAAUAUCGACUACUCAAUCAUUCGUUAGCAUUUAAGGUUCGCGCGGGAAGAGGAACGUCCUCGCACCGAUUCGGGCGACGCCGCGAUAGCGUCACCGACUAACUAAACAUCCGACCGAUGGAGAAACCGCGAUUUAACCAAGAAGACAUCGCGAAGAUCCGCGUUUUUUCAUCCACGGUCGGGGGAAAAAGGGGGUGUGGGGGAAUAUCUACCAUCUUUUUAAUUCUUUAAUUCCUUUUUUUUCCUUCUUCUUUUUUCGUUUUCGUGUUUAGUUAGGCAUACGUUAUCACGGUUUAGUUAUUCGCGCGACGUAUUACAUAUAAAUAUAAAGAUAUAUAGAUAUAUUAUUAUAUUUAAUGAAACGAAA
Molecule: messenger RNA, 4904 nt
Organism: Megalopta genalis
Lineage: Eukaryota; Metazoa; Arthropoda; Insecta; Hymenoptera; Halictidae
Gene: dan
Product: protein distal antenna
Molecular function (GO): DNA binding
Source: RefSeq, a predicted model, not a curated record